Aplosporella prunicola CBS 121167 is the source of this 1170-nucleotide messenger RNA. RefSeq lists its product as uncharacterized. Gene Ontology annotation, cellular component: nucleus. Bases 1 to 1170 code for a protein of 389 amino acids. Gene Ontology annotation, biological process: negative regulation of transcription by RNA polymerase III. The transcript is spliced from 2 exons. NCBI's taxonomy places the organism in Eukaryota, Fungi, Ascomycota, Dothideomycetes, Botryosphaeriales, Aplosporellaceae. The record is from RefSeq and is a predicted model, not a curated record. Gene Ontology annotation, molecular function: RNA polymerase III core binding.
AUGAAGUACCUUCCCCUUCGCGAUUUCGAAGACGCGACGAAUGCGCUCAACUUCGACACGCCCGACUGCCACGUUGUCGGUGGCUGCGAUCUCUACACAACCAAGGCCGCUGGAAGCGACAAGAAGCUAUACAAGAACAUCGAGAGCUCGCUGGAGUCGCAGCACGAAUCAGUGCUGCGACUGUCGGCGUCUCUGUCACCACCACAAGCCGAGUCGCUGGCAGGGUCGUUGAACCUGUCGCGUUCGAGCCCGUUCGGACCCCUGAGCCAGAUCUCAAGUCGGCGGACGUUCGCGUACCUGAUCGCGACACUGAACGCCAGUCAUCCGGACUACGACUUCUCACACAUCCUGCGGCCGAGCGAUUUCCGCAAAGAGCGCAGUCUGCGUGCCGUGAUCAACACGAUCGACACGACACUGUACAACCUGCGGCCGCGGCCCUCGGGUGCGCUGCUGGCAGUACCGCCCGCAUCAAGCGGUGCAGCAGGUAACGGCGGUGGACGCUCCUCACCCGGCGGCGCCGCCCAGGCCUGGGGUCCUCGCAUGUGGCGGCUCAUCGACAACGAGAUGGGCCUGCGCGACUGCGCUGUCUACAGCUACGCACCCGAGGAGGACCCCUUUGACGGCGAGGAGGGUUCCAUCUGGUCGCUGAAUUAUUUCUUCUUUAAUAAGCACCGCAAGCGCGUGUGCUACCUCUACUUGCGCGGUCUGAGCGCCAUGUCGCACUCACCGGUAAUGCGGCCGACGCACGUGAGCGUGGGCACCAAGGGACUUCAGCGCGGCGGCAGCUACCUAUCCGCAGGUCUGCAGCGUCGCCGGGGUAGUCGAGGCGGCAGUGCUGGUAGUGGUUUUGGCGAUGGAAGCAGUGCGGCGGCCAAGCGCGCGAGUUACUGGUUGGGCGACGUGGCAGAAGGCCGCCGCGUGAGCGGAGGCUGGCCCGACGACGACGAUGAUGACGUCAUGGUAAUUGCGGACCCGGGCGACGACGAGGUCUACCGCGACGAGGAGUUCAUGGACGAGUUUCCGGAUGACGACCUUGACGAGGUGGAUGAAGAAGAAGAGGACGAGGACGAGUAUGACGAAGCGGCGGUGCAAGACCAACGCCAGCGCGAGCGUGAGAAGAGCGCUGUGCGCGAUAUGAACGAACACGUCGCCGACACGAUGGAAUUGUGA